UUUUAAAUAGCGGGAAACCAUAUUCAGUUGCAUUGCAAAUUUGAAAAAACUUUGGAGUGACAUUCUAGUGUUCUACUUUGAAAAUGAGCGAUUCGAAUGCACAAGUUCCUGUUCCGCAUUCUGUAGAGCAGUUGAUACACGAAAUCUGUACGAACCAGAAAAAACAGCCACCUGAUGCCGAAGCAAGACACGCACUCGCUUCUCUCGGCGAAGAAGAAGCUCUCAAUGUUCUCCGUACAAUCGCCGGCCAGACAAUUCGUUAUUCGUUUAGUGGCUUCAUAAAGUACUUGAUCAACCAACGCCACAACAACACAAACGGUUCCCCCCAGAAACGCCUCUGUCUUUCUCCCUCACACUCUCAAAAUCGGAGCCCCGUCAGUGUCGUCCGUUUCAUGAAUCGUUCUCAAGGCCCAAAUGAUGGUGUGAGUCACCCUCCAGUUCCGGAGCCCCCAAGAGGCUCCCCUUUGAGUUCGAGUACGAGUUCACGCAUCGAAGGUAACCGAGCAUUGAUUCCUCAGUACGUUGCGUUGGGAGAAUUGGAGUUCAGGAAGGCUUUUCUUAUUUUAAGUUACAUCGGGAAGAAAAAAUUGGAAGACGCAAUGACUGCUGAUAAAAUUCUGGAGCUGAAAGAUUUAUCAAUGGUCAGAUUUGAGUUGGAGCUUUGGAAAGCUUUCGGAAAUGAUAUGGACCAGAAAGACCGACUGCCCAUAUCAUAUUCUUGUGUCUGGGAUUCUGGAAAAACACACAUCUAUCAUUGUCAUGUAUCCCCUGAUGGCAGUUAUACUUUCAAGGGCCCUUAUCUAAAUCAAACAAAAACUCACUUACAAAGAGAACUGGGAGAUGACAACGUUCUCAUGGUCAAGUUCGAAGAAGACAGUUCUACUAGCCAUUAUGAUGUAUACAGAAAGAUUGGAAGAGAAGGGAUCCUUGUUGGUCUGCGUCGCUACCGGUUUUUUGUGUUUAAAGAUGGAGGAAAAGAAGAAAAGAAGAAGGACCCAACAUCAUCAACUGUCAAGUGUUAUUUUGUGCGCUUGGAAUCUGAUGCAACCAUUGACAAUGGUCAACGUUAUAUUUUAUCUGGAAAAACAGUCUGUGAAGCUAGAGCCUUAUUUAUGCACGUUCACACUGUUUCAAAUAUGGCAAACUAUAUGUCACGGCUUUCUCUAAUUUUGUCCAAGACUAUGAAGUUGGAGUUGGAUUUUUCGAAAGUAAAUGUUGAGACAAUUGAAGAUAUACCUUGCUAUGAUCAAGAUGACAAUCCUGUCUAUAAAGAUGGGAAGCUUCUUAUACAUACAGAUGGAACUGGUUUUAUAUCAGAGGACUUGGCUCUGAAAUGCCCAAAUAAUAUCUUUAAAGGGAAGUGCAAAAAUGAUGACAGCAUUGAGAGAUUUGCUAAUGGGAAAGAAUUUGAAGGGAAGUUUUGUGAGGGGGAUCAGCAAGAAUCUCACAGUGGGGUACCACCUUUGCUAAUGCAGGUCCGUCUCUUCCACAAAGGUCGUGCUGUCAAAGGAACUCUGCUGGUGAACAAGAAGCUUCCUUCUCAAACUAUUCAGAUCAGACCUUCAAUGAUUAAAGUUGAGGCAGAUCCAAAUCUGUCUGGUACUCAGACAAGCAAUUCAUUGGAAAUAGUCAAUACAAGCAAGCAACCAGGAAAGCCGUCUCUAUCUAGGCAUUUAAUUGCAUUGCUUAACUAUGGAGGGGUCCCAGAAAGCUUUUUUGUGGAUAUAGUGAGAAAUGCUUUGGAAGAUGCGCACAGUGUCUUCUCCAAUAAACGGAAUGCCUUAAAAGUUUCCCUAAACUAUGGAGGGAUGGAUGAAUUCAUUGUGGCGAGAAUGAUUUUAUCUGGGAUUUGUCUUGAUGAACCAUAUUUGAAGUAUCGUCUGUCUAUACUUCUGAAGGAGGAAAAAAAGGGUCUUCAAGGUGGAAAGCUUCCUGUAACUGAAAGUUAUUACUUAAUGGGGACAGUCGACCCUACUGGAAUCCUGAAGAGUGAUGAAGUUUGCAUCAUACUGAAUGAUGGCCAAGUUUCUUGGGAGAAGGUUUUAGUUUAUCGCAAUCCUGGUUUACAUUUUGGAGAUAUCCAUGUCUUGAAGGCUAAACACGUGAAAGAAUUGGAUGACAUUGUUGGAAAUGCUAAGUAUGCUAUAUUCUUUCCUUGCAAAGGUCCACGGUCUGUGGCAGAUGAGAUAGCAGGGGGGGAUUUUGAUGGUGAUAUGUUUUUCGUUUCAAGGAAUCCUGAGGUGAGCCUUAUUUCACUUUGUUCUUUAUGA
Molecule: messenger RNA, 2270 nt
Organism: Pistacia vera
Lineage: Eukaryota; Viridiplantae; Streptophyta; Magnoliopsida; Sapindales; Anacardiaceae
Product: probable RNA-dependent RNA polymerase 5
Exons: 14
Coding region: 84-2270 (728 amino acids)
Biological process (GO): siRNA processing
Cellular component (GO): nuclear RNA-directed RNA polymerase complex
Molecular function (GO): RNA-directed RNA polymerase activity
Source: RefSeq, a predicted model, not a curated record